Messenger RNA from Vicugna pacos (alpaca), 2472 nucleotides. It is a transcript of the gene SYNE4, whose product is annotated as spectrin repeat containing nuclear envelope family member 4. Lineage: Eukaryota; Metazoa; Chordata; Mammalia; Artiodactyla; Camelidae. The record is from RefSeq and is a predicted model, not a curated record. Gene Ontology annotation, biological process: establishment of epithelial cell apical/basal polarity. Gene Ontology annotation, cellular component: nuclear envelope; meiotic nuclear membrane microtubule tethering complex; nuclear outer membrane.
ACCAUCCGCCGCGUGCCCCGCGUGCUGCGCGCUGGCCUCCUGCUCAGCAAGUGACGCCAGGUCCCAGGAUCCGCCGGGAUUCCCGGGCUUUCGCCUGCUCUGGACAGCUGCCACCCUGUGACCUUGAAACCCUGGGGCAGAGGCAACUCCUCUUACCUCUCCCGGGGUUAUUUUCCCAGUAACUGUGUGGGAACCAUAGGAAAAGGCCCCAUUCCAAAUAAACCAACAACAAAAAAUACCUUAUUUUGGUUUUGGACAUGGCAGAAGGGAGGGGUCAGAUGCUUGGGUUCCUGAGGGGCGCUGCGCCUGGCACCUUAGAGGGAGGGUGUGGGCCAUGGGGGUCAGAUGUAUGGGUCACAGAGUGGAGCAGAAUCCAGGGCUUUUGAGGGGGGAGGGUUAUAUCUGGAGACCCCUUAUGUGGGUGGUGCGAGCUUGGGAGGUUCAGCUACUGGUCUGCUGGGGAGGAAUGAGUUAAGUGGUACUGCUGUCACCUGAGCUGGGCAUCAGAUUACCUGGGUCCAGUUUCCACCUGGGAAGAGCCUGGCCCUGGGCUCCUGGCUACCUCAGGCCUGGGUGAGUCCUACUGAGGAGGUCUGGGGGUGGGUACCCCUGGCUGGGAAAAGGGCUCCUACUGGGGAUCCUCACUGAAUCUCUGUUCCCAGGCUCCCGAAUAUGGCCCUGCCCCCACCUCUGAGCCCUAGGCCCUCUUCUGAGCCCUUCAGCCACGCCCCUGGAGCGCCUAGGGAGCUGGAUACUGCUGAAUGCACCAUCUACCCUGCAUCUGGAGACGACAGAAUCAGGUUGGAACAGGCUCAGAAGCAGGGGCAGGUCUCCUUGGACCCUCCUGAGCACUUCCAGAGUGGACCGAGGGGCACCAAGCCUGCCACUGGCCUCCCCACAUCUCCAACGUCCUCUUCCCAGGAGGACCCAACUGGGGCCAAACACUGUGAGCACUCCAUCUCUGGCCAGGAGGUACUGGAGGCUGAGCAGGACAGCCUGCAUCUUAGCCUUCUGGGGCUGGGCCUCCAGCUGCAGGACCUGGAGCGAGGCCUGGGGCCCUGGGCAUCAGCCCAGAGCGGGAUGGUCCAGCUGCAGGCCCUCCAGGCAGAUCUCCGUGGGGCAGCUGAGCGUUUAGAUGCACUGCUGGCAUUCGGUGAGGGGCUGGCACAGCGGAGUGAGCCCCAAGCCCGGGCACCCCUGGAACAGGUCCUGAGGGCCUUCAGAGCCCAUCGAGACAGCAUCUUCCGGCAGCUGUGGCGGCUGCAGGCCCAGAUGGUGUUUGAGGAUAUCAACACACUGGAGCAGGACUUGGAGGUUGAGGGGGACUCAGACGGGCCAGGACAUGGUAGGAUCUGGGGGCCCUGGGCAUCCGGUAGCCUCCCCACUCCUGCAGAGUUGGAGUGGGACCCGGCGGGGGACGUUGGGGGCCUCGGGCCUUUGGGGCGAAGGACAGCCUGGACACCAGGGGCUCCCUGUGAGCUAUGUGGCCACAGGGGCCCCUGGGGCAGGGGACAAAGCCUCGAGGUAAGAGCAGGUGGGGUCACCUCCCCCCAGGCACCCAUGGACCCCUCCUGUGUGCCUCCUAGCAGGGUCCUUCCCCUUCAAGGUUUUCAUGGCUCUGUGUCUCCCUCUAUCCCUCUCGGGGUCUAUUUCUCUUUUGCUAUCUCAGUGUUCCCUUCCCUCCCUCCCUUUGUCUCUCUUGGCCUCCAUGUCUUCCUCCAUCUCACUCUGUUUCCUUCUGUUGUGUCUACAUUUCCUCAUUUCCUCUAUCUCCCUCACUCACCCUAAGGGGCCACGCUAUUCCAAAAUCACUCCCAUCUCAAAGCCCCCCAGUGCAUGCCCAGCUUACCUCCUCAUUCAUUCGUCUCUCCUCAAAUGUUACCUCUUCAGGGAGGCCUGUUCUGGCCUCCAAAUAUUAUUGCUCCUUAUCCUCUGACUUUAUUUCCUAACUGCACUUACCACAUCUUGACUUUAUACAUUUGUUUAUUAACUUAUGGUCUCUCCCUCUCUCCUGCUAGAAUGUAAACUUCAUGGAUGCCAGGACUUUGUCUGUUUCUACAUCCACUGUGUCCCCAGCUCCUAGAACUGUACCUGGCAUGUAACAGACACUCAUUAAAUAUUUGUUGAAUGAAUGAAUAAAUAAUGUCUCCCUUCUCUUGCUUUCUUUGGCUCUGUCCCUCUCUUCAUCUCUCCCCGCGAUCUCUUUCCCCAGAGUCUCAUCUCUACAACACCCACCCCCCAUCUAGGUCCUUUCCCAACCUUGUGUGUCUUUGUCACUGGUUCUCCAAGGACCUCACCACUCUCUCCUCUAAAAGGACAUGCUCAUGUCAGGCCUCAACCAUCGGAAACACUUAGCAGGUCAUCGAAGACGCUCCCUGCUCCGGAAGUCCCAGGUGAGCUGGUCCUCAACCAGGUGUAUCACUCAGGAAUCUCGAUGGCAAGUGACAGCAACCCAACCCAAGUUGAGUUACA